AUGCUUUCCCGCGGUCGCUCAAAGGAGCGGUCCUCCGCCAGGAAGGUGACACCGCCCUCGCCUUCAUACAUGACUAGCGACCAGUUCGCGGCAUACCUUGCCAGCCUGCGCGAUUCUCGCCAGGCCAGGCCCGCCGGUGCCCGCCCGCCGCCCUCUUCAACUUCACUUCCGCGCCACGAAUCCGAGCGCCCAGCUCCUAGCCGACCAUCUAUCGGUGCUGCUUCAAUUGCCUCGCAGAAAUCGCUGCCCAUUCUACCAAAGACAAUGCCUGCCGAGCCCAGAGUUCCCUCCGGCCGGCCUAGCCUAUCUGGGUCCAUGGCCUCGCGCUAUUCGGCCAUGUCGACCUCUACGCGCGACUACUACCCCGACAAAUCUGUCGCCCCUCUCAAACCAGGCCAAGUGGUUCCGAGUGCCACAUACAUCGAGCGCGGCCAGCGGUGGAUGGAGAAGGAGGAAGCCGUCUCUCUGCGCCAAGCCAUGGUCGACAUGGACCUGAAGGACCAGAAGCCCUCAGAAGAUGCCACGGACGAGACUCGGCUUUAUACUGCAGCCCUCGACGAAGCUGCCGAGCUCGUCUGGCGACACCAGAAUGGGGUGAAGCCCCCACAGCCAGGUGCUCCUUAUGCCUACAAGUCUCACCUGCGCCAGAACAGCUAUGCCCAUGCUCGAGCCGCUAGUGCCGGCCGAUACGGUACAGAUAUCGUGGCGACCGGCUUGGCGAGAGAUCGCACCCGCUCAGUCUCAGGCAGUUCAUCCGGAAGCGAUGGCAGAGCGAGCCCCGACAACAGCCGGGGCAGCUUAGAGCAUUCUCGCGAUACAGCCGACGAACACUCCAGCUCCAAAUCUUACGGUGCUCUGGAAAGGACAGGACGACGCACAUCGAGCCAGCGCCGUCGCAGUAGCCUCAAGCGUAAUAUUAGUGGGGAGAUCCAGAAACCGUUCUCCGGAGACCAGAUUUGGGAAGAGCCCGAGAGUAACACCUACGAAAAAGACCAAUCACGGGGAGUCCUCGCGUCUGAGGAUCCUCUGAAACCAAACCAGGGUAAUGCCACUACCGCUGCUCCCACCGCCAUAAAAGCCGCUGUCGCCCCAACACGGGCCACGACAGCCCCGCCCUCAGCUUUCAAGCUGUGGUCGAGAAGGGAGAUACACAAGAACCCCCCCUCCCAGUCGCGCAAUGCGGGAUACACGACCAACAGCCCAUUCGACCGUCGCAAUAAGCAGGUCACGGAUGAGGUUCCCAAGAAAAAUGGAAUUGAGAUCCGUGGCGACGACAUCCGACAGGCCACCACCAUGCGUCUACAGGAUCGGAGUGCCAAACUUCCGACGCCGUCUGCGGUCAGCGAUAGUCCCGGACGCCCCAUCGUAAGCUUUGACAAGAACUGGAAGGCCCCAGAGCAGGGUACUGAUUCGAGGCCAGAAGUCGCCGUGCCCGUCCCUGUCGAGCUCGGACCGAAAACGCAGGGGCCGCAGUCACAGCCGACCGUCCCUACUAUCACGACUACACCGCACAUUGAUGCUCUGCCGACCCCGCAAAAGCAGUCGGCCAUCUCAUCUCCCAUCCCAAGUAUUCGCAUAGAAGCCAACCCUAAGUCUUCUAUUCCAGCCAUCAUAGUGGGCGAUACCUCUCCACCGGUUCCCACAAUCGUGUUGCCAGGAGAUGAGAGCUUUGGUACCGACCAGACACUUGAUAAGAACCCAACCAUUCCUAUCAUUGUCACGCCCGACGAUGACAACGGUACCAAUAACGGCUCGCGUGACGUCCACGUCAGCAUGGCAGCACCAAAGGGUUCCGCGAGGCCGCUGCCAACGCCGACCAGGCGCACCGGACCAAGUCAGCAGACACACAGUUGGGACGAUCGAAGAAGGAGCCAUUGGUCGCCGGCGCCGAACGCCACUGCUAGGGUGACUGCCUUAUGCCACGAAUGUCAGCUGCCCAUCGAGGGCAAGGUCGUAGCUCUAGGCGGUUCGCAAGAGCGUUUCCACCCUCAGUGCUUCCGUUGCCAUACAUGCGGCACGCGGCUUGAAGCCCUUGAGAUUAGUCCGGAACCCGACAAUUUCCGUGCCGAACGUCUUGAUCGUAUUCGGCGGAGGGCAGCCGGUGAGCUCCUUGAUGAGACCCCUGGCCAGACCAUGGGUGAGGAUGGAGACGAGCGUCUCCGCUUCUUCUGUCAUCUUGACUGGCAUGAACACUUCGCACCCCGCUGCAAGCACUGCAAAACGUCCAUUCUCGGGGAGCACAUUGUUGCGCUUGGGGCACACUGGCAUUACGGUCACUUUUUCUGUGCCGAGUGCGGGGAUCCUUUUAAGCAGGGCAUGACACACAUCGAAAAGGACGGCUACGCAUGGUGCGUGAAUUGCCAAACCAAGCGGACGGAGCGGCGCGCGCCGAAGUGCCGCAACUGCAAAAAGGCAGUUAUCGGUCAGUACAUCCAGGCACUCGGGGGGGAGUGGCACGACGAGUGUUUCCGGUGCGCCACGUGCCAUGGCGGCUUUGAUGACGGGCAGAUUUUCCCAGUGUCGCGUGGCGGCGAAAACAUCGUGUUGUGCACAAUGUGCCGCGCAAGCGAGCUCAAGAUGUAG
Messenger RNA from Microdochium trichocladiopsis, 2583 nucleotides. RefSeq lists its product as uncharacterized. The transcript has 2 exons. The record is from RefSeq and is a predicted model, not a curated record. Lineage: Eukaryota; Fungi; Ascomycota; Sordariomycetes; Xylariales; Microdochiaceae. Bases 1 to 2583 code for a protein of 860 amino acids.